Molecule: messenger RNA, 858 nt
Organism: Cyphellophora attinorum
Lineage: Eukaryota; Fungi; Ascomycota; Eurotiomycetes; Chaetothyriales; Cyphellophoraceae
Product: Pentafunctional AROM polypeptide
Exons: 1
Coding region: 1-858 (285 amino acids)
Biological process (GO): shikimate metabolic process; chorismate biosynthetic process
Cellular component (GO): cytoplasm
Molecular function (GO): shikimate 3-dehydrogenase (NADP+) activity
Source: RefSeq, a predicted model, not a curated record
AUGGGCUCAAUCGCCCCUGAGGACUUGUCCACGCAACCGCUUCGCUUCUUCAUAUUCGGCAACAACAUCGCCCACAGCCUCUCACCCACAAUCCACAAUGCCGCCUUCGCCCACUACGGAUUUCCACACCACUACUCGAUCCACGAGACUACAAACAUCGACGCCAGCAAUCGCAAACUCCUGAACAGCCCAGACUUCGGCGGCGCAUCAAUCACCUUCCCUCACAAACUCUCAGUCCAGCCUUUGCUGCAAUCGAUAUCGCCGUCGGCGACGUCAAUGGGUGCGGUCAACACGAUCAUUGUUCGACAUACUGACGACGGUGUUCGGCAGUUACACGGGGACAAUACGGACUGGUUGGGGAUCCGCAAUUGCAUCGCACGACAUCAUUCCUCGACGCCCAAGUCGGCCGUCGUCAUUGGGGCGGGAGGGGCUGCGAGGGCAGCGGUGUUUGCGAUCUCGCAUCUGGGAUUGAGACAUGUCACGAUUGUCAACAGGUCGCGCGCCACAGCGCAAUCAUUGGCCGAUUCGUUUCCGGAGAUGCAAUUUACGAUCUGCGAGGCUCUCCAGGAGGUCAAGCCGGCCGAUCUGAUAGUGGGAUGCAUACCUGCUGAUGAUGUUCGUGAAGAGGAUAUUCCUUCGCAGAUGUUCAUGGAGUCAGGAGGUCGCGUGGUGGAGAUGAGCUAUCGGCCACCUGUUUCGGCGCUCAUGAGCGUGGCGAGGAAAAGGCCAGGGUGGACGGUCUUUGGCGGUGUAGAUGUGCUGAAAGAACAAGCCUAUGCACAGUUCGAGAUCUGGACUGGCAGGCCUGCUCCUGUGAAUAUUAUCCAGAAGGCUCUUGCGGAACGGCAGAAGCUGUGA